This is a messenger RNA of Enterospora canceri, 873 nucleotides long. NCBI's taxonomy places the organism in Eukaryota, Fungi, Microsporidia, Enterocytozoonidae. The record is from the annotation of a GenBank genome assembly.
AUGUGGAUAUUAAAAAAAAUAAGUGGAAUUGGACUCCUCAUUGGAUCAGUCAGAGCAGAUGACUUCGACUACGAGGAAGAGGAGAGGAAGCAGAGCAUCGUGGACGAGACAAUGAUCAAGGAAGUUCAUGUCACGUCGUACACCGUGGCAGUUGAGUUUGCAACACCAAAAAUGAUACGAUCGGUCGCACUGAGAAGCAAGGAGGCAGAGAAGGUGGUUGCCAGCUUCGACGAGUCCACCUACGUCUACGGAAUGGAUGGAGAGAACAAGGACUGUCUUCUCGAGGACGUGACAAAAAGCACCAGAUUUCUGGUGCUUUCUUCCUUCCUGGAAUUGAGAACAAAUUUGUACAAAAGAACCCUAAACCCAAAUCACACCGUGGUUACGGCAGUGAUCAAGAACUUCAUUGCCCUGAAGCCGUGGUUCAAGGACAGGCUUCUUCCAACUUCCACAGUCUACGACUGCGUCAAGUUGGUCUGUAGGCAGUACGCAUUCGUAUCACUUCAGGAGCUGUUGGGCGUGUUGACCAAGGAUGCUGGAACACAGAAAGGGGUGGAUAGUCGCUACUGGUUCGAGAUGAAGGCGUACGAUCCACGGUACAACAUUCUGGUUGAAACCAAGUCAAACUACUUCAUGGUGAUCAGGAACAAAAAGGAGGCAGAUCAGCCAAUCACAGGAAUUGAGAUGCUGAAGGAGUCGCCAUUUGCAGCAGCAGACACGAAGAGCGAGAAGUUCAGGUCGUGGUGGAGAAGACACAAGUUCGCAAUUGCAUUUGGGGUGGUGUUGCCCCUCUUUCUGGUGAUCGUGAUUGUGACUGUUCUCAUAAAAUAUAGAAGAGAAAAGGCAAAACACUACACAAUACUGGAUUUGUAG